UUUUAGCCAGCUUCUCCACGAGUUCAAAAGUACAAAGCUCUGUAGGAGGCUUGCUCUUUUUAAAUAUUUUUUCAAGAGGUUAAAGAUUAAAUUUCAAAAGAAUAUCUGGGGUGCGGAAGAGUUCACAAUAGAGACACAGACCCUGAUGUUCUCCAACAUGAAGCUUGCUCAUGUUAUUCUGUUACUUUUGUGCUUCUAUUUAAGUUUUUGCAAGGUUAAUUGUGCAAGAAAAAGAAAGAAGGUGGUAACGAAACUAGAGCCCACCUCAGGCUCAGACACAUCUCAAGAGGAUCUUGUGGAGAAAAAGUGCUUAACUGAAAAAUACACACAUCUCUCCUGCAAUAAAGUCUUCUGCCAGCCAUGGCAAAAAUGCAUCGAUGGGACCUGUAUCUGUAAACUUCCUUAUCAGUGCCCAAAGAAUGGGACCAGCGUGUGUUCAACUAAUGGGAAAAGCUACCCAACUUACUGUCAGCAAAAGAGUUUUGAAUGUCUUCGUCCAGAGGCAAAGUUUUUAAAAAGUGGAGCAUGCACAGGCGAAGAACAAUUUAGUGUGUCCUUGGGUCAUGGCAAUGGAGAUUCAGAAGGAAUCGUUGAAGUAAAACUUGUAGACCAAGAUAAGAAAAUGUAUAUAUGUGCAAAAAGCUGGAGCCUUACACAGGCCAAUGUGGCCUGCCUUGACCUUGGAUUUAAACUGGGUGCUCUUUAUACUCAAAGAAGAGAUCCUCGUAUAAAUUCCCCUGAAUGUCUACAUGUGCAUUGUCGAGGAUCAGAGACCAGUUUGGCAGAAUGUACUUUUACUAAGGGAACAACUAGCAGGUCCGAGGGGUUAGCUGGUGUGGUGUGUUACACAGAGAAUGCAGUUUCUCCAACAAACGACUACUUUCAGUGUGUGAAUGGGAAACACGUUUCUCAGAAGAAGACCUGUGAUGGUAUCAAUGAUUGUGGAGACCAGAGUGAUGAGCUGUGCUGUAAAGGGUGCCGAGGUGAAAGUUUUUUUUGUAAGUCAGGUGUUUGUAUUCCAAGGAAGUAUAAGUGCAAUGGUGAGGUAGACUGCAUUACGGGAGAAGAUGAAGUUGGUUGUGAAGGAAGUGAACAUCCUGAAAUUAAAGAAGAAACAGAAAUGUUGACUGCUGACAUGAAUGCAGAAAGAAAACGGAUAAAGUCAUUUUUCCCUAAACUAUCCUGUGGAGUUAAAAACAGCACGCACAUUCGAAGGAAACGAGUCGUAGGAGGACAGCCAGCAGAAGUGGGGGACUUCCCAUGGCAGGUGGCAAUUAAGGAAGGUGAGAAAAUCAACUGUGGAGGAAUUUAUAUUGGUGGCUGUUGGAUUUUGACUGCUGCACAUUGUGUCAGAGCCAGCAAAGCUCCUCGUUACCAAAUAUGGACCUCAUUUACAGACUGGUUAAAUCCUGACCCUCAGAUAGUCGUUCAGUUUGUAAAGCAAGUUAUUAUUCAUGAAAAGUACAAUGGAACCACCUACCAAAAUGACAUAGCUUUGAUUGAAAUGAAAAAGCAGCCAGGCCGAAGCGAAUGUGUGUUGCCUAAAUCCGUUCCUGCCUGUGUCCCCUGGUCUCCGCAUCUGUUUCAACCGAAUGAUAAAUGCAUCGUUUCUGGCUGGGGUCGAGAAAAAGAUAACAAAAAAGUCUAUUCACUCAAGUGGGGUGAAGUUCACCUAAUAAGCAACUGUUCUAAGUUUUACCUAAAUCGCUUCUUUGAAAAAGAAAUGGUGUGUGCAGGUACAGAUGACGGUUCCAUUGAUGCCUGUAAAGGGGACUCUGGAGGCCCCUUAGUCUGUACAGAUGCCAACAACAUGACUUAUGUUUGGGGUGUUGUGAGUUGGGGUGAAAACUGUGGAAAACCAGAGUUCCCAGGUGUUUAUACCAAAGUGGCCAAUUAUUUUGACUGGAUCAGCCUUCAUGUAGGAAGGCCCCUUAUUUCUCAGCACAACGUGUAACAGGGUGAUCUCACUCUUCUUUCUAUUCUUUCUCUCUCGGGAGUUUCAUGUUAAUUGCUAUCAUCCUGUGUAAUUAGUACUUCUUCAAGAAAAAAAUAUAAAGGCAGUUGUAUUGAAUAUUUUGUAAAGGUCUCUACAAAGUUUAUGCCAUGUUGGAAUUUUGCUAUAUAAUUCUCAAAUAAAUAUGUUAGCAUACAUAA
Phacochoerus africanus (Common warthog) is the source of this 2154-nucleotide messenger RNA. It is a transcript of the gene CFI, whose product is annotated as complement factor I. Lineage: Eukaryota; Metazoa; Chordata; Mammalia; Artiodactyla; Suidae. The coding region runs from base 146 to 1954 and encodes 602 amino acids. Gene Ontology annotation, molecular function: serine-type endopeptidase activity; protein binding. The record is from RefSeq and is a predicted model, not a curated record. Gene Ontology annotation, cellular component: membrane. The transcript is spliced from 14 exons. Gene Ontology annotation, biological process: proteolysis.